AUGCAGCAGGAUCCUCAGGCCCGCUCCCCUGAAGAGGAGGUCCUCAUGAAUCAUUACAAGAUCAUCAAGACCCUCGGCACAGGCAACUUUGCUCAGGUGAAACUGGCCCUCCACCUCCACACAGAGGUACAGGUUGCUUUGAAGACCCUGGAAAAGGAUAAAAAGAAUGCUUCUUUGAUUGCAAAUGAGCUAGAGAUCAUGAAAAUACUAGACCACCCUAAUAUAACUAAAUUGUUCCAUGUCAUGGAAACCACUGAACACAUCUACAUGGUUCUGGAAUAUGCCUCCGGGGGUGAUCUGGCUGGUCGUAUCUUAGAAGUGGACUAUAUGAAGGAAGGGGAAGCCCGGUACAUCUUCGCACAGAUGGUAUGUGCUGUUAACUACUGCCAUGAGAAUGGCAUUGCACACAGGGACAUCAAACCAGAAAACAUUCUGAUGGAUGCACAUAGAAACAUCAAACUGUGUGACUUUGGCCUGGCCAUCAGAGUUACCACUGAGCAGAAGUCAACAGUGUUCUGUGGCACCCUUCCAUAUUGUGCUCCAGAGCUUUUCAGCAGCCGAGGCUAUGACCCCAGGGCACUUGAUAUCUGGAGCAUGGGAGUGGUACUGUACAUCAUGGUGACAAAGCACUACCCAUUCAAAGCAACAACAUAUGAAAAGAUGAAGGAGGAAAUGCAAGAGCCACAUUACUACAUUCCACCAAAGCUCCCAGCACACAUUGCCAACCUCAUCGUGCGAUUGUUCACUAUUGAUCCUGGACAGAGGCCCAAGAUACGUGACAUCAUGGAACAUCAGUGGCUCAAGGGCAGUGAAGAGUUUUCAAAACUAACCCAGCCCCUAGAAACCCUCCCCAACAAGCCCAACCCCAAUAUUAUGGCAGCCAUGUGGGGCAUGGGCUAUAACCCCAAGGACAUUAGAGACUCCUUACAUGAAAAAAAAUUUAAUAGCAUCAUGGCAACUUACUUAAUUUUAAAACAUCAGUCACCAGGGGUAGACAACAUUAACCAUACUGUUAAGCUCAUGCAGCCCAGUAUUGCCAUGGAACCUUCAGAUUCUUCUACCUUCCAUCUCUUCCUAAAGAAGACAGGGAAUGAGACUGACCAUUCCACCUCUACCCUGCCAGCAAAGUUUCAGUCUCAUGACAACGAUGACGAGCUUGUAAGGAAGGAAGACAGCAAGAAUCUCAGCAUGCCUGCCAUUCUGUGCUGCCAGCAUAAGAGCCUGCCUCACCCCACAGGCACCCAGUGUGGUCCUGUGCAGCAUAUUCAUGAGCAGCUCCUGAGCAGCAGCCUGCAGAAGAGCAGCACAACUUCCAAGAGUGUGUCCUGUGGUCCUGUACAACAUGACCACAAGAGGCUCCUGAGCAGCAUCCUGCAGAAGAGAAUCACAGCUUCCAAGAGUGUGUCCUGUGGUCCUGUGCAGCAUGAGCAGCUCCUGAGCAGCAGCCUGCAGAAGAGAAUCAGGGUUUCCAAGAGUGUGUCCUGUGGUCCUGUGCAGCAUGAUCAUAAUGAGCAGCUCCUGAGUGGCAGCCUGCAGAAGAGAAGCAUGGCUUCCAAGACUCCUGAGUGGCAGCCUGCAGAAGAGAAGCAUGGCUUCCAAGAGUGUGUCCUGUAG
Molecule: messenger RNA, 1614 nt
Organism: Peromyscus maniculatus bairdii (prairie deer mouse)
Lineage: Eukaryota; Metazoa; Chordata; Mammalia; Rodentia; Cricetidae
Source: RefSeq, a predicted model, not a curated record